Rhododendron vialii is the source of this 1046-nucleotide messenger RNA. RefSeq names its product bifunctional protein FolD 4, chloroplastic-like. The coding region runs from base 63 to 1031 and encodes 322 amino acids. The transcript is spliced from 5 exons. Gene Ontology annotation, biological process: tetrahydrofolate interconversion. Gene Ontology annotation, cellular component: cytosol. Lineage: Eukaryota; Viridiplantae; Streptophyta; Magnoliopsida; Ericales; Ericaceae. The record is from RefSeq and is a predicted model, not a curated record. Gene Ontology annotation, molecular function: methenyltetrahydrofolate cyclohydrolase activity; methylenetetrahydrofolate dehydrogenase (NADP+) activity.
GCCCCCCCCCCCCAGUUCAAACCUUAGUUCUAAGCAUAGGGCUGAGAAUCCUACUACUCAGAAUGACGUUGGUGAUGUUCACGGACUGUUCAUCAUCUACGACGGCGGCGGCUCUUCUUCUUCCCUCAAGCAGAUAUAGAGUCCAACGCAGCGUCCUUCAUUCUCUCCGGUCGAUGCCCCUACAGUUCGCUCCUGUUAAACCUAUCCUGCUCAGGACCACCGCCACCAUCAGUCACGCAUCAGCUUCUCCCUCUAUCGUCACCGCUGCAAUUGCUGCUAAAACCUCUGCAAAGAUCAUUGAUGGGAAAUCAAUUGCAAAGCAAAUCAGAGAUGAGAUAACUGUUGAAAUAUCGAGGAUGAAGGAUACGGUUGGUGUUGUUCCAGGAUUAAUAGUUAUUCUAGUGGGUGACGGGAAGGAUUCUGCAACUUAUGUACGCAACAAGAAGAAAGCUUGUGAAUCUGUGGGGAUCAAUUCCUAUGAAGUGCACUUGCCUGAAGACUCCACAGAACAGGAAGUGCUUAAGCAUAUCUCAGGCUUCAAUGAUGAUCCCUCUGUACACGGAAUUCUUGUUCAGUUACCUCUUCCUUCUCAUAUGAAUGUGCAGAAUAUCUUGAAUUUUGUUUGCAUUGAGAAAGAUGUGGAUGGAUUCGACCCACUUAACAUUGGACGCCUUGCCAUGCGUGGUAGAGAGCCCUUAUUUGUUUCAUGUACACCUAAAGGAUGCAUAGAGCUGCUACAUCGAUAUGACGUGGAUAUCAAGGGAAGGAGGGCUAUUGUGAUUGGCAUGAGCAAUAUUGUUGGAACGCCAGCUGCUCUAUUGUUGCAGAGAGAAGAUGCUACUGUCAGCCUUGUCCAUUCCAGAACCAAUAAUCCGGAGGAGAUCACAAGACAAGCAGAUAUCAUCAUUGCUGCUGUAGGGCAAGCAAACAUGGUGAGGGGUAGUUGGAUAAAGCCUGGUGCUGUUGUUAUCAAUGUUGGGAUUAAUCCAAUUGAGGUGAGUUGGGUCUUUUUGGCUUCUUCACAAUGUUAGAGAGAGAGAGAGAUC